Molecule: messenger RNA, 1296 nt
Organism: Loxodonta africana (African savanna elephant)
Lineage: Eukaryota; Metazoa; Chordata; Mammalia; Proboscidea; Elephantidae
Product: signal-regulatory protein beta-1-like
Exons: 6
Coding region: 1-1296 (431 amino acids)
Biological process (GO): positive regulation of T cell activation; positive regulation of phagocytosis
Cellular component (GO): plasma membrane
Source: RefSeq, a predicted model, not a curated record
AUGCUGGUCUCUGCCACCCAGCCCCGCCUGCCUCUGCCUUCCUUGCUGCUGCCUCUGCUGCUGGGACUCACAGGAGUGACAGGUGAGCAGGAGCUCCAGGUGACUCAGCGUGAGACAUUGGUGUCAGUUGCGGCUGGAGAGGCGGUCACUCUGCACUGCGUUGUCUCCUCUCUGCAACCCGUGGGGCCCGUCCAGUGGUUCAAGGGGAAUGGACCAGAUCGGCAGUUAGUCUACAGUUUCAAAGGAGCCCUAGACCGCGUACGCCUCUUCCCCCGAGUAACAAAUAUUACAGACCAGACAAUAAGAGGCAACACGGACUAUUCCAUCCACAUCAGGAACAUCACCCCAGCAGACGCCGGCACCUACUUCUGUGUCAAGUUCAGGAAAGGGAGCCCUGAGGACGUGGAGUUUGAGUCUGGUCCUGGGACACAGAUGACUUUGAGUGAGGCCCAGGAUCCUCUUCCCUUCCUGGACGUCAGCCGGGAAGGAUCUUUAGACACCGCCCAGCCCAGCCCCCACUCACAGAUGGGACAUUUGAGGCCAGGAGACAACAGGGCCCUGACCGUGGUCACAGGGAGGACCACCCCUGGCCAGACAGUGACCUUCACCUGCGAAUCCCACGGCUUCUCCCCCAGAGAUGUCACCCUGAAGUGGUUCAAAAAUGGAAAGGAGCUCCCAGCCCUCCAAACCAAGGUAGUCCCGCUGGGCGACAGUGUCUCCUACAAGGUCUCAAGCAAGACACCGGUGAUGCUGACCCAAGAGGAUGUCCACAGUCAGGUCAUCUGUGAGGUGGCCCACAGUACCUUGCAGGGCUCUCUUCGUGGGACAGCCAACUUGUCUAACAUCAUCCGAGGGAACCAAGUGAACAUCACCUGCCAGGUGAAGAGUUUCUACCCCAAGAGCCUAGAGCUGACCUGGUUGGAGAACGGAAAUGUGUCCCAAACAGACUCAGCCUGGAUCCCCACCGAGGACAAGGAUGGGACCUAUAACCUGAAGAGCUGGAUCCUGGUGAACUCAUCUGCUCACAGGGAGGAUGUGGUGCUCACCUGCCAGGUGGUGCAUGACGGGCAGCCAGCAGUCACCAAACACCAGACCCUGAAGUUCACUGCCGCCUGGAAGGACCACACCAGGAAGUCAAUCUCUGCAUGCGCUGAACAUCACACCAUGGAGCAGCAUGGAGCCUACCAGAACCUGCCCAGCACUGAUUCCUGGCUCACCCUGUUGGCCCUAGUACAUGCCACAAACGACCCAUCCCAGGCCCUCCCAUUCAGCUGGACCUGCCCUGCUGCACCAUAG